Suillus fuscotomentosus is the source of this 899-nucleotide messenger RNA. RefSeq names its product ACN9-domain-containing protein. Gene Ontology annotation, biological process: mitochondrial respiratory chain complex II assembly; succinate metabolic process. The record is from RefSeq and is a predicted model, not a curated record. Lineage: Eukaryota; Fungi; Basidiomycota; Agaricomycetes; Boletales; Suillaceae. Gene Ontology annotation, cellular component: mitochondrion; mitochondrial intermembrane space. Bases 162 to 581 code for a protein of 139 amino acids. The transcript is spliced from 5 exons.
GCUCGCCCACCUGGUUCUGGACGUCGAUCAGCUAUAAGCGCAAUAGUUAGCAUCUGGCAAGAGGUGACCAAUAUUUGAGAACUGCCAUCCUCUAUAACUUUGGAGGUACUCGGAACUACCAGGAAGUACUAACGAAACCAAAGACUGAGGGCACAUACACAAUGUACUCUACUUUGGUUCGCCUCGCAGAGUCUGUGACUGCGAAGAGUUUGGACCUGCGUCAGGCGAGCGUUGCGCUAUACCCGCCAAUUCCCCUAUAUCGCAGAUUACUCAGGGCGCACAGGAGGCUUCCAAUUGAAAUGCGUUUAUUGGGUGAUGACUAUGUCAAAGCUGAGUUUAGAAGGCAUAAAGAUAUCAACAAUCCAGUACACGUCAUGGGAUUCCUGACACAGUGGAAGAUGUACUUGGAUGAGCUACCUCGAGAUCCUUCAGACUCGAGAAGUUUCAAAAAACUAGAUCCCACGAUAUACGAAAAGAUGUCUGCAGAACAACUUGGACAGUUGUAUGAGUUCAUGCACGCGACUAAAGAGAUAUGGAAACCAGUGAAUGGCGAACAGGCCCAGUCUGAGACUAAGAAAUAACAUCCUCAGCGACUGUCGUGCAUAUAUCCUUCCGCUUUGUUCCGUGAAGCUCUGUACCCUCCGACACGGCCGAAUCUCAGACCAAGAAAUGAAAUUGUCAGUCGUCCAUAACCUGUCCUUCGUUUACAUACACCGUUCCGCUUAGUUCCGUGAAGUCCUACGCGUUUCGCCAAGGAUGGAUUUGAAACCAAGGUGUGGCACCCUCAAUCGUCCAUACCCCGUCCUUCAUGUGCAUACUGCACUCCGCUUAGUUCCGUAAAAUCCCAGCUGUUCCGCCUUUGACACGACUCGGAGGGCUGAAAAUUACGAAUGAAGUAA